AUGAAGUUCCCUUGGACCUCUCGGUCGACCUCGACGCGGUCCCCAGUAGAUGAACAGCCCACGGCAUCCCGAGGCCAUGGCGCUGAGGGGACGGAGACAGGAUCUUCACGAAAUUCUGUCGCGCCGGAGACAUGGCUGGCGAGCAUUAAUAUCGAUGAGACAUCCAGGUACAAAGCGAUUAUCAAAUUCCUGCACGCACGACUGCUGGCCUGUCAAUGGAUUUCCUCUACCGCCGACUCUCCGGCCCCGUGUCAUGGCCUCCUGCUCCGACGGUCUCGAGGCGUGUACAUCUCAGAGCCAGAGAUAGUCAACCCCUUGCUUCUGGCGGCGGUUCAGGCGCUGAAUGUCGAAGUCGCCUUCACCAUGAGCACGGAGUCCACGAGGAUUAUUGCCUCGUCAUUGCAGCCGGAUCAAACUGAAGUCGUCCUCCCCAGUGGCUCUCAGCUGCAGGUUAUAGAUUCGAUCCGGGACCUCUCUUCGUCUCCUCCGUCCCUCGUGAAGAAAUUCCAAUAUGCGGCGCUGCUGCGGGAGGAGCAUGUACUGUUGGUGUGGCAUGACCGGCUGGAGAACAUCCUGGAUCAUGUAGCCGACCUGGAGGAGAGGCUGCUGGCUUUGGUUUGCGGAACAUCCUUACCUUUCUUCAGCACUCGCAAUCGCUCCGUCCUGCAAUCCCAAGUGACCUCUCCGGGCACAUCUACCUCGCAUCUAUCCGUCGAGCCCGUCGAAAAAUACCUCGCAGUGUCGUCAAAAUCGAAGGCCGAGGAAGCAUCUAAGACGGACAUGGAGGCUGCCCCCCCUGCUGAGUCUCUAGACCGGCCCUUGGCGUUGACCAGCGCCAUCUUUGUCGGUUUGGCGAUGUGCCUCAUGAUAGUACUUCUGCUAGGGUUCGGUAUCAGUAACCUUGUGUUUCAAACCUUGAUCGAUGGCGGCUUCAUCCGUAUGGCCUUGAUCAUCACCGUGCCCUUCUUCCUACUACUCAGCAUGUUUUUCUUCGUCGUCCUCUUCACAGAUCUCUUCCAGGCUGCUGGCCCCAUCAAGACCCUCCAGACUAACUCCCGUUUCUAUUCCGCCGUUCGUCCCAAUCUGAACCGUGCUUGGGGGCAGGGCUUCACUCCCCACGGAUCACCAUCCAGAUGCCUGUAUACACGGAGUCAUUGGAGGGUGUCCUCCUACCGACAAUUCGAAGUCUCCAAGAAGCCGUCUCUCAUUAUGAGUCCCAUGGAGCGAGGAUGGAUACGUCCGGAAAGGCAAGUUCAAAAAGCAUCGAACAUGAAUUUUGCGCUGAAUGUCUCCAACCGCGUCGAGGACGAAAUGCUACAUCGUCUGGCGCAGCAUCUGUCAAUCAGCGAUCUGAUCGAUCCGGCUGAAGAGGCUGUCUGCUAUCAGCGAGCCCUAGAGCACGUCCUCGAAUCCGACCUGCGUAUCCACGCAGGAGGCGAUAUUCGUAUCGGGGAGUUGAUAUUGAUCGUGGACUCGGAUACGCGAGUACCUGUUGAUUGUCUGCUCCAUGGCGCGGUGGAGAUGUAUCUGAGCCCGGAGGUAGCCAUCGUACAGCAUGCAACCGGCGUCAUGCAGGUGUCCUGGGAUUAUUUCGAGAACGGCAUUGCCUUCUUCACGAAUCUCAUCUAUUCCGCUAUUCAGUUUUCCGUGGGCAGUGGGGAGACCGCACCCUUUCGGUGCAAUCCGUCGGCCGUGACGAUCCCGAUGGAAGAUUUCGACUUGGCCCUGCGGCUACAGAUCGCCGGCAAUGUUAUUAGACUCGCUAACUACCACCACCGUGAAUUUAAGGAGGGUGUCUCUCUCACUAUUUACGAUGAACUUGCACGAUGGGAGAAAUAUGCGUACGGUUGCAAUGAACUAGUCUUUAAUCCCUUGCGGACGUGGCUCUGGAGAGGUCCUUGUACCCGACUCUUCAUGACUUUUCUCUGGUCCAAUCUCCAGCUCUCCUCUAAGCUCACCAUUCUCGGUUACAUCUCCUCGUACUAUGCCAUUGCAUCUGGAUUCCCUUUAAGCAUUCUGAACUACUUUCUAGUCGGUUGGUUCAAUGGCUAUCUGGAUAAAUUCUACAUGGAGUCCUGGAAAAUCUUCCUCAGUCUCAUCAUCGUAUUCUCCGGCUUCGGCAACGUCACCUUAGCCAUCAUCCGCUAUCGACUAGGUGAGAAAAGUCUGGGGCCCGCAUUACUAGAGAAUUUUAAAUGGAUGCCCAUGUUCGCUAUCUUCUUCGGCGGUCUAUCCUUCCAUCUAUCGCGGGCGAUCCUGGCGCACAUGUUCAGCAUCAAUAUGCAAUGGGGCACCACAGCGAAAGAGAAAAUCAACUCAAAUUUCUUCAAAGAGAUGCCCAAGAUCUUCCAGACGUUUAAAUGGCUGUAUGCUGUCCUUCUUCCCUUGGUGCUUGGCAUGAUCUAUCUCGGGUGUUUUGCCCCAGGGGUGGGAGAUCACUUCUGUUGCUGCUGUCGUGCCGGCGUCCGUUAUGAUUGUCUCACAUGCGAUGUUGCCGGUGGUGUUGAACCCUUCGUUGAUGGUGUUUAA
This is a messenger RNA of Aspergillus tanneri, 2529 nucleotides long. Its product is annotated as glycosyltransferase family 2 protein. Bases 1 to 2529 code for a protein of 842 amino acids. Lineage: Eukaryota; Fungi; Ascomycota; Eurotiomycetes; Eurotiales; Aspergillaceae. The transcript is spliced from 10 exons. The record is from RefSeq and is a predicted model, not a curated record.